AUGGCCGACGAAAAGCCCCAGUGCGGCAGUGAGGCCGAUGCUGCUGUCUACGACUUUCCCCUGCACGUGGCUGCAGUUUUCAUUGUCUUCUUUGCUUCCAUCUUUGGUGCCGGCUUCCCAGUCGUGGCCAAGAAGAUCAAGUGGAUGAAGAUUCCUCCUCCAAUCUUCUUCUUCUGCAAGCACUUUGGUACUGGUGUUUUGAUUGCAACUGCUUUCGUUCAUCUUUUGCCUACUGCCUUUGCAUCGCUCAAUGACCCAUGCUUGCCCGAUCUUUUCACCGACGACUACCCUGCCCUGCCAGGUGUAAUCAUGAUGGGUUCGCUCUUUGUUCUCUUUGUCGUUGAGAUGUGGCUGCACGAGAAGACAGGUGGUCACAGCCACGGUGGCGCAACGGGCGAGGCUUUCAACGCAGGACAUGGCGCUGCCGCCGGAGUCCAGGCCAACUUCAACAACCCCAUUCGCCGCGUCGAGAGCUACGAUUCCCAGAGGACCAUGGCCCAGCAAAACGAGAAGCGUGGAUGGGCCGAGGAAAACACCUACCCAGUCGACAACUUCCCAUUCCCCAAGAAUGGCAGUGACGAGCUUGACGCCAAGUCUGAGAUGCCACCGUGGUUCAUCGUCUUCUAUGAGCAAUACGUGCGCCAGCGCGACGAGAUGCUCGCGACCAUCAACCGUGCCAUGCCCGCCAUGCCCAACUACCAGCAACAACAAGCAGCCCAAGCACAACAGACCAACUCGUACUUUGACGACGACGUCGAGCAAGCUGUUGACCCGAUGGUCCUCAAGAAGCAGUCCAUGCAAAUUACGCUUAUUGAGGGUGGUAUUCUUUUCCACUCCGUCUUCGUCGGCAUGACCAUCUCCAUCACUGCCGAGGGUUUCAUCAUCCUGCUCAUCGCCAUUGUUUUCCACCAAAUGUUUGAGGGUCUCGGUCUUGGAACGCGUAUCGCCGAUGUCCCCUACCCCAAGAACAGCUGGAAGCCAUGGGCACUCGUUGUUGCUUUUGGUACUACCGCCCCCAUUGGCCAGGCUAUUGGUCUCUUCACCCGAGGAUCCUAUGACCCCAACUCGGCCUUUGGACUCAUCAUUGUGGGUGUCUUCAAUGCCAUCUCCUCGGGUCUUCUCAUCUACGCUGCGCUUGUCGAUCUGUUGGCAGAGGAUUUCUUGUCCGAGGAGGCAUCCCAUACCAUGACUGGAAAGACCAAGACAACAGCUUUCAUCUACGUUCUCAUGGGAGCAGCUGGCAUGUCUAUUGUCGGAGCGUUUGCAUAA
Bipolaris victoriae FI3 is the source of this 1269-nucleotide messenger RNA. RefSeq lists its product as hypothetical. Gene Ontology annotation, molecular function: zinc ion transmembrane transporter activity. Lineage: Eukaryota; Fungi; Ascomycota; Dothideomycetes; Pleosporales; Pleosporaceae. Gene Ontology annotation, biological process: zinc ion transmembrane transport. The record is from RefSeq and is a predicted model, not a curated record. The transcript has 3 exons. Gene Ontology annotation, cellular component: plasma membrane. Bases 1 to 1269 code for a protein of 422 amino acids.